AAUUAAUGAAAAUAUUUCCCCCCAAUACAAUAAGACAAUGAAAUUAUCGUCCUUUCCCCAAUUCUUUUCUCUCACUGCAACUUCACCUUAAUUGCCUCCUUAACCUAAUUCAUUCCUUUCAACUCUCUGCUACAUGUGUUUUCAGAUUACGCUCACCCAUAUAUUGCAAAUCUCCAUCCCUUUCUCUAUUGAUAAGUAUUUCUUUGCUCAAAACUUUUCUGUUUUUUUCAACUUUUUGUUUUGUUCUUAUAAUUUAAGAUUCAAUUUUUCUAGUUUCUUAUUAAUGGGGAUGAAAAAUAAUCUUUUAUUGUGUACAAUAUCUGGGUAUCUCGGUACAAUCUUUGUUUUAUACUCAAAUUUUGAACUCUUUAUAAUUUUAGAUUCUUGGGCUAAAAAGAAGUAAUUUUGUUUUGUUUAAUUUUUGGAUAUGCUUCGUUAAUUAGGGGUUUCGUUUACAUUAAUUUGGCUUCUGCGUAACUAAAGAUUUAUUGAUAUGUACUGUUUUGGACCUUUAUUUGUUUGCUUACAUUGUGUUAUUUUUCUUGGGUUAAAUAGACUAAUUUGGGUUCUGGGUAAGUGUAUUUCAUUGGUUUUCUUGUGAUUAACUGUUUGUGGGUUCUUUAGGAUAGACUUUUUAUUGAUGGCAUAUUUUUUUCUUUAGAUUUGUAGACAUUUAAGUACUCUUUUGGACCUCUAUUUUGUCUGGUUCAUUUGUAUUUUUCUGUUAAUUAUUUGUGGGGUUUUAGUUUAGGCUUGGAAUCCCAACUAAAUUGUUCUAUGAAGCAUUAUGUCGAACACUCAAUUCCUUAGAAGAAAACAUACCGCCUUGCUUGUUGUUGUCUGUAGUAGCUGGAAUUAUUUGUUGCAACAGUUUAGGAUCAUUUAGAGUUGAUGAGUUCAUAUCAACACUCUCAUCAUCUGCUAGGAUUUCAAAUCCGUUUGGACUGACGAUAGUUUAGCAUAAUAGUGCAACUAAGAGUGUGGGGCUUGGGGUACAAAUAGGGUGUGGAAGCUAAAUACAAGAUGAAAGGGAUUACCAGUUACAGCAUAUAGUGCACAUAAUGUAUGAAAGUCAAAAGAUCGAUCCUGCAUUGAAAAAACAGUAUAACCAUAUUUCAGACUUGGUAUAAAAUUCAGGAACAAUGAAUUUAGGGAAAAAAGACUAACCAGAUGAUGAAUAUGCACUGCAGUCAAAGAUUCAAUCGGCCAUUGUUGGUCUUUAAAUAUCUGCAUUUGUCUGGAAGAAACUGCGACUAGUUGUGGAUUCUGUUGCUUGACCAAAAGUCCUUCGAAUCAAGGGAAGUGUUAGUGAUACUCUUUUCUGGGUUGACUGUGAUGUCCCCUCCGGGGUUGCACUUAAGCAAUUAGCCUUUGUUUUUAAAUGUUUUGAAUAUUUUUGUUUCUUAACUUCUUUACCCUUCUGAAACUUUUUUAAGUUUUUAGAAUGUUGAAAUAAAAUGCUACCUAAACCACCCAACUGAGAUUUAAAGGACUAACUGUGUGCAUUCCUUUUCAAGCAGUUUGAGAGUUUUUUUUGUUGACAAAAGUUUAGAGAAAUAUGGUGUUAGAUAAGUGCUCAUUGUUGUUUCUCAAUUGAAGAUGUAUUACUUCAUAAGAGAUGCUUCACGAUAUUAAAUUAGGGACAACUGAAUGUAUUAUCUAUGUGAUUAAUCAUAAUUCGAAGAGUUUUCUAUUACAAACAAAUUUAAGUUUGAUUAGAACUUUCAACUGAUGAUUCUUUUGACUGUGUGGAAAUUGGGCGGAGGGGGUUGAGUUGGAGCAUCACAAUGUAACUCAUGCUAUUGUGUUACUCCUUAAAAUUCUAUAUAUUAUGAUUUUUUUCUCUUUUAAUACCUAUUUUUCCCUGUUGUGUCCAAUAAUACAUGAGUUUUAUUUGUAUUUUUAUACAUGGUUUGAGAAUAUCUUUGUGCAGACUAAUUGUUGAGAUUCUGUAUAUUGAAGGCAUAUAUGACUCUUAAACUUAAAGAAUGUGCUUGUGCAAAAACCUUAUGGGUUUAAGCUUAGAUAAGACAGCAAAUUGGCUAUUCAAGAUCAAUAGUUACCUUUAAAGUUUUUUUUCAAUUUAUAUUGGGGUAAAAAAUAUCUCAGGUUUUUUCCCUUGUACAUAGAUGCAAGCUUUUCCUAUUUUUUCCUACUUCAUGUAGCUUUGUUUGACUAAUUUGAAUUAAACAUGGGAAGUUAAAACUGAGGUCUUCUACUCUUCCUUUUCGUUUCAAGUCUGUUGAAGCAUCUAAUAAACUGGAACAACUGUGAGUAUUUAUUAAGUGUUAAUUCUUCCAAUAUUGAACCUUACUCUGUCACACAACUUUGUUAUAAUGGAACUUCUUUCAGGCUACUUACUACAAACUGAAUUAUCUAUAAAAAUUAUGAAGUUCCAUACUUGCAGUUAGAAGAUUGGGUCAUGUACUUAAUAAAAUAUUUUAAUAACAAUACCUACACACACACACAUAUAUAUAUAUAUAGUCCAUCUUUAGUGGCUUUUGCUUUUCUUUUACUUUGUUCUUCCAGUUAUAUAUCCUUUCAUUCUUUAGUCUUUACUUAAAAUAAGUAAAUGUGUUUGGAAAAGUAAAAAAUCUGCUAUAUUUGUACCCAACCUAUCUGGGAGGAAGCAAUGAUAAUAGAAGUAUUUCAAAAUUCUAAUUUCAAUGUCAAAGUAGAAUCCUAAUACUUAAUGGAACGAGACUUAAGGAAAAAAGUGUAUAUCGUCCCAAUGAGAUACCUGAAGUUCAAUUCUAUCAAUUGAUUGAGUAUUGGGAUGACGAAGAUGUCCAAGUAAGAUUAAACCGUGCAUUUUUGCAUUUUCUACCUAUUGUUGCAAUAUAUGUUUUUUCCUUUUGAUUUAUUAAUUAAUAUGCUUCUUUUGUUGUUAGUAUAUGUGCCAAUUAAAUUCUGAAAACAGGAAAAAAAAAGUGGAGGCAUCAAAUGGGACCUAUUAAUUUUGCAAGAGUGCGUGUGGCAUUGGGCGUAACCAAAGAGAACAACGAGGAAUCAUCAAAGUCUGAAAUGUUUAUUACAACUCGUACAAAAAAAAGGAAGGAAGUUCAUACGGAUACUCAAGUUGCUAUAAAUUAUCAAAGUUCCGGAGAAACAGCAGAUGAUGCAUUUAGGGCUAUUGAAAAGGAGCAGCCUGGUCAGGUUAGAUGCUAUGAUAGAUCGGUGACGACAAGCUCUAUGAAAAAAGAUGAAGAAAUCACCAAGCUUAAACAACAGCAUGCCAACGAAAUAACUUCUCUAGAGGAAAAAAUGAAGGAAAUGAUGAGAGAAGAAAUGCUAUGAUUUUUUAGUCAAUUGGUGGAAAAAAAACCUAGACUGGAUUUUUAUGAUAUACAAGGGUGUGUUGGAUCUAAUAUUCCUUCACCGGUUGAUGCAAGUAGUGCAUGAGCUAUGAGAGGCCAUAAUCUACCACAUUCUUCUGGCUCAACUCAUGCCCCAAGUCUUGAAAAGG
Messenger RNA from Nicotiana tabacum (common tobacco), 3466 nucleotides. NCBI's taxonomy places the organism in Eukaryota, Viridiplantae, Streptophyta, Magnoliopsida, Solanales, Solanaceae. The record is from RefSeq and is a predicted model, not a curated record.